AUGGGCCUCAUGGUUACAUUGGUCACCGAUAAUUUAGCGACUGAACUGAAACAAAAGAUCUCAAAGGAUACCGUUGAUAGUGGAAUGAAUAAAUUCGAAAAAGUUGGACAAGCAAUUUAUAAGUAUAGUAACCAGAUUGAAGAUGAUUCGUCUGCAGUAGUUCUAAAAACAGCCAAGGAAAUAUUCGAUAAUGCCGGUCAAAAACAUCGCUCAUUUCGGACAAAUAUGUUAGACAAUGUACAAAAAUCUAUGAAAGAAUGGAUUGAGACAAACGCUAAAAAUGUGAGCAAGGAGUUGAAAUCUGUAGACAAUAAACGGGAUGAACUGGAUUGUGCCAUUAACAAAUUACGAAAAAAACCGGAUGAUCUCGACAUUCAGGCUGUAAAGGAGCGCGCCGAAGGCAUAUUUAAAGAAGAACUUGAAAAAACUGAUAAAUUAUUGGAUGAUGAAAUCAAGGAAUCUCAAUCAGUGAUUUCAUCUGCUAUGAUAGCACUGAUGGAAGUGAUAGAAGAUUACAACAGAUGUAUGAAGGAAAUUUUUAAGCAAGGUGCCAAAGUAUAA
Molecule: messenger RNA, 561 nt
Organism: Brugia pahangi
Lineage: Eukaryota; Metazoa; Nematoda; Chromadorea; Rhabditida; Onchocercidae
Source: the annotation of a GenBank genome assembly